GCUCUUUACUCUUGCCUUUCUCAUUGAUGUGAAAGGACUCGGCCAUAUUUAUUAGCGACUAACUAACAUUCUACUAUUAUUAUAAAACCUCCAUUACUUUUUUUUUGCUUUCAUCCUCUUCCCUCAAACUUGCUAAUUACUACUACUAGACUUGGAAAUAUCACAAAUACCAUCUUGUUUUUUCAUUUCUCUGAAUUGGGUUCUGUUUCUUUUUAGAUCAUGAGCUGUGAGGGGAAGGAAAAGUCCAUGGCUGAGGUGUAUGAUGAAUAUGUGAGAAGUAAGGCUUGUGAAAGAGUUGUCAAACCAAUCCCUAAGGUGAAAAGCAAAGAGAGGGUGAAUUUCAUCAACCCUUUGCCUAGGAGCGGGAAAUCACGAAGAAACAAAUCUCUUCCUUUGUUUAAAUUCAAUUUAACGGCAUUGAAGCAUCCCAAUUUUAUAUUGACAACAUAUCCUUAUUCAAAUAGGGCGAAAGUUCCUCGGGGAUUACUGAAGAAGAAACACAUGGUAAACAAUGGAGGAGACCAAAUCUAUUUGUGGAGAUACCUUCUAAAUCAUCGGAUGCCUCCAAUCAAGAGUUCGUGCAGGUUAAAAUGCUUCCAACACCGACACCUACACCAAAAAGGGUGAAUUUCCUUUUGACGCCUAGUUCUUCUAAUUCAAGAGCAAACGCGUUUCCUAGUCCCUCCUCAUGCAGAAGCAAAUCAUCCAUUAGGAAUCUUUUGCCGAAACUAAGCUUCAAAUCGCGCAAUACGAAUUCAGAUACAGAAAAGGCAGCCUUAUCAGAUGAGAAGGUGUCCAUAUCAAGGUCUUGGUCAUUCUCUAAAUUAUUUACACCACGAGUGAAGAGGACUUCAUCUUUACCCGUUACACCAAUUGAACAUCCAAAUCCAGAGUCUUCUAGUGGAAGUAACAGCAGAACCUUGACAUUUGGUACAAAAGAUGCACAUCUGCGCAUUUCUAGAUCACUUUCUCUCCCGGUCGUUAACAAAGAACGAAGGACUAGGAGAGUAGAAUCUUUCUUUCGAGUUGUUCCUUCAACCCCUCAAGUGAAGGAUGGAAAUUCCACUGUUCCAGCUGCAACUCCAACCAAAGUAUCUGACGAUAAUGAAUCAAAUGGUGAAGAUAUACCUGAAGAGGAAGCUGUUUGUCGAAUAUGCCUGGUUGAAUUGUGUGAGGGUGGAGAGACACUCAAGAUGGAAUGCAGCUGCAAAGGUGAACUUGCUUUGGCUCACCAAGAAUGUGCUUUUAAAUGGUUCAGCAUAAAAGGUAACAGAACGUGUGACGUCUGCAAGCAAGAAGUUCUAAACCUACCUGUCACACUACGUCGCAUCCAAAGUGCAAAUGUGGGAUCUAAUAGGUUCCAGCACUUGGAAAUAAAUGGAUACAGGGUUUCACAGGAACUACCCAUUCUUGUCAUUGUCAGCAUGCUUGCCUACUUUUGCUUUCUUGAGCAGCUUCUGGUUGGAACAAUGGGUACCGGUGCAAUUGCUAUAUCAGUUCCCUUUUCUUGUGUACUAGGUCUGCUUUCGUCUUUGGCAUCUUCAACCAUGGUGAAGAGAAGGUUUGUCUGGGUUUAUGCAUCAGUUCAGUUCGUCCUCGUGGUAUUCUUUGCUCAUAUGUUCUACUCCUUGGUUCAUGUACAAGCAGUUCUUUCAAUUCUUCUCUCAACAUUUGCUGGUUUGGGAGUUGCAAUGGGUGGAUGUUCCAUACUUGUCGAGUUCCUUAGAUGGAAAAGGCGGCGACAGCUCUUGUUAGAUAUGCUGCAAAAUUCUCAGCUGAAUCAAACAGCAAUGUCGUCCCACAUAGAUCAUCAACCGGAUAUAGAAAAUCCGGCAACAUUUAGUGGGAGCUAGAUAGUCAAUUAUGUUAUAACAGCAGUUUGAAAGGCAUUUAAAUUCAAAGUUGUUGUAGGAAAUGGCUUGUUGUGUAUAUUUUGAAAUUACUUAUUCUGCACUGAGAAGUAGAGAUGUUUAUUGUACUACUCUGGAAGCUUAGAUUGAAAAAAAAGCUUCCAUAUAUAAGCAAAAGAAAAGAUGUAAAGAGCAAGAAAAUAUUGUCAGGGUUCCACCUUUUUGUUGCUGUGUGUUUUGUAUAGAAAAAAACAUUUGGUAAAGCCCUGAAUUUUCUGAA
Molecule: messenger RNA, 2130 nt
Organism: Nicotiana attenuata
Lineage: Eukaryota; Viridiplantae; Streptophyta; Magnoliopsida; Solanales; Solanaceae
Product: E3 ubiquitin-protein ligase MARCH7-like
Exons: 9
Coding region: 591-1853 (420 amino acids)
Molecular function (GO): zinc ion binding
Source: RefSeq, a predicted model, not a curated record